GAUGGUUCGUUCACGAGCCACACCUGGAUAAAUGGAACGUUGUACGGUAACGUCGCUAUGUAAAUUCCCUUGGGAAAUCUUCAUAGAUUUUUAUCUGUGGCGGCGCAGUAAAACCAUGUUAAUCCAUUACGAUACGAACUGCAACUUUCCCGACGGAGUUUAUGGUCCUUUCUAUAUAGUCAUUUUGAAGUAUCACUGAAAGUGAAGAACACUCCAGAAUUUUACCUGAGAUCUCAACCAACAGUGGAAAUAGUUUCUCACACUAAUUAUUCCRUAAUAACUUUCGUCAGGGAGGUAGAUUGUGAGUCAGUCUCACAAUGAACUGGGCAUUCCUCCAGAGCCUCCUCAGUGGGGUGAACAAGUACUCCACGGCGUUCGGCCGCGUGUGGCUGUCCGUUGUCUUCCUCUUCAGGGUCAUGGUGUUUGUCGUGGCAGCCGAGAAUGUGUGGGGCGAUGAGCAAAAAGACUUCACGUGCAACACGGCCCAGCCUGGCUGCCACAACGUCUGUUACGACCACUUCUUCCCUGUGUCCCACGUCCGCCUGUGGGCACUGCAGCUCAUCUUCGUCACAUGUCCCUCUCUCCUGGUGGUAAUGCACGUAGCCUACAGAGAUGAACGUGAGCGUAAACACACACUAAAAUACGGUGAGGGCUGCCAGAAAAUCUACAUGAACACCGGUAAGAAGCGUGGAGGGCUGUGGUGGACCUACGUCCUGACCCUGGUCUUCAAGAUGGCUGUGGAUGCCACCUUUGUGUAUUUAAUCUACCAUAUCUACGAGGGCUAUGACUUCCCCUCCCUCAUCAAGUGUGAGCAGAAGCCUUGUCCCAACAAGGUGGACUGCUUCAUUGCUCGCCCCACUGAGAAGCGGAUAUUCACCAUCUUCAUGGUGGUCACCAGUUUGGCUUGUAUCCUGCUCUCCUUCUUCGAGAUCCUGUACCUGGUGGGGAAACGCUGUAAAGAGGUCUUCACCCGUAUGCACAAGAACUCACCCUCCUCCACCAUCCAGCCACGCCAGAUGGCCAUGGCUACCUCCCUGGUGGUUGGUGGCAAGAAUGGAAUGCAGUCCAACUCACUAAAGCUGCCCUCAAUAAAGCUACCCAGCAAGGAUACCUCAGCCCCAUCGUAUAGCGUUGUCGUGUAUGCCUGAGGUAAAGACUGGACAACGACAUUAGAGACUGAAUGAGAGAAUGCAAAGAAGACAAGUAAGUAUGGAGGCAAUGGGAAAUAUCUUCCAUUUAUCUUCAGGCCCUCACUGGGCGAGAGAGUUCUUCACUGCCAUUCAAGACUUCUCAUUACCUGAGCUACAAUGGAACUGGAUGGCUCUUGACAUUCCUGGAUAACUUGUUUACCUACCAUUCUGUCAUUGACCGGGUUAUUAAACAAAUCAAUUAGUCACUUUAAAUAAAAUAUCCAUCAUUUACAGAGGAAAGUUUCACGCUAGGGCUGGGAAAUGUAAUUUAUUCUUAUGUUAUUUGUUCGCUGUCUACCACACCUCACAACUUUACCAGGGCUAUUUUUAUGAAAGGACUCAACCAUUGCCACACUGUGCCCAUACCAUUGCUGUUCUUAUGCCCUGGAGAAGUUGUUUUCCCUGUCUCAUCCUCCAUUACGAAUGGCAGAGACUGCAUCAGUCUUUGUUGUGAAAAAGAUGGAGCAAAGAGCAAUGUAUUUUCAGACAAUUAAAAAUAUUUAAUUUCUUCUAUGGA
This is a messenger RNA of Salvelinus sp. IW2-2015, 1707 nucleotides long. Its product is annotated as gap junction beta-4 protein-like. The record is from RefSeq and is a predicted model, not a curated record. Gene Ontology annotation, biological process: cell-cell signaling. Gene Ontology annotation, cellular component: connexin complex. Lineage: Eukaryota; Metazoa; Chordata; Actinopteri; Salmoniformes; Salmonidae. The coding region runs from base 318 to 1148 and encodes 276 amino acids. Gene Ontology annotation, molecular function: gap junction channel activity. The transcript is spliced from 2 exons.